AUGAGCUGCAUGAAAGGCCCGCUGCACUUGGAGCACCGAGCAGCGGGGACCAAGCUGUCGGCCGCCUCCUCAUCCUCCUCCUGUCACCAUCCCCCGCCGACAGCCAUGGCUUCGGUCCUGGCUCCUGGUCAGCCCCGCUCCCUGGACGCCUCCAAGCACAGGCUGGAGGUGCACACCAUCUCAGACACCUCCAGCCCCGAGGCCGCAGAGAAAGACAAGAGCCAGCAGGGGAAGAAUGAGGACGUGGGCGCCGAGGACCCGUCCAAGAAGAAGCGGCAACGGCGGCAGAGAACUCACUUUACCAGCCAGCAGCUGCAGGAGCUGGAGGCCACUUUCCAGAGGAACCGCUACCCGGACAUGUCCACGCGCGAGGAAAUCGCCGUGUGGACCAACCUUACAGAAGCCCGAGUCCGGGUUUGGUUCAAGAAUCGCCGGGCCAAGUGGAGAAAGCGGGAGCGCAACCAGCAGGCCGAGCUGUGCAAGAAUGGCUUUGGGCCGCAAUUCAACGGGCUGAUGCAGCCCUAUGACGACAUGUACCCGGGCUAUUCCUACAACAACUGGGCCGCCAAGGGCCUCACGUCGGCCUCCCUGUCCACCAAGAGUUUCCCCUUCUUCAACUCUAUGAAUGUCAACCCCCUGUCGUCUCAGAGCAUGUUCUCCCCGCCCAACUCCAUCUCGUCCAUGAGUAUGUCGUCCAGCAUGGUGCCCUCGGCCGUGACGGGAGUCCCGGGCUCCAGCCUCAAUAGCCUGAACAACUUGAACAACCUGAGCAGCCCGUCGCUGAAUUCCGCGGUGCCCACGCCCGCCUGUCCUUACGCGCCGCCGACUCCUCCGUACGUGUACAGGGACACGUGUAACUCGAGCCUGGCCAGCCUGAGACUGAAAGCUAAGCAGCACUCCAGCUUCGGCUACGCCAGCGUGCAGAACCCAGCGUCCAACCUGAGCGCCUGCCAGUACGCGGUGGAUCGGCCCGUGUGA
Molecule: messenger RNA, 978 nt
Organism: Lepus europaeus (European hare)
Lineage: Eukaryota; Metazoa; Chordata; Mammalia; Lagomorpha; Leporidae
Gene: PITX2
Product: paired like homeodomain 2
Exons: 3
Coding region: 1-978 (325 amino acids)
Biological process (GO): anatomical structure morphogenesis; regulation of transcription by RNA polymerase II
Cellular component (GO): nucleus
Molecular function (GO): RNA polymerase II cis-regulatory region sequence-specific DNA binding; DNA-binding transcription factor activity, RNA polymerase II-specific
Source: RefSeq, a predicted model, not a curated record